This is a messenger RNA of Pieris macdunnoughi, 2142 nucleotides long. NCBI's taxonomy places the organism in Eukaryota, Metazoa, Arthropoda, Insecta, Lepidoptera, Pieridae. The record is from the annotation of a GenBank genome assembly.
AUGUGGUACGGUCAUUCUGUGUUUCUGAGGCUAGUUCCUGAUUGCGAUGACGAAUACCCUGAUGACGUUGGUGAGCCUUCAGCUGCGUGUACUGAUCCUUCAGCUUCCUCAAGAACACACGAACCACAUAUUGGUGACCAUGGCGAGCAAGAUGCCGUUCUCCCGAAGAAGAGAUCACCAGUGCAUCCGAGGACGGUGCACGGUCAGGAGAGGCCGUAUAAGUAUGUAUAUUGCGAUGACGAAUACCCUGAUGACGUAGGUGAGCCUUCAGCUGCGUGUACUGAUCCUUCAGCUUCCUCAAGAACACACGAACCACACAUUUGUGACCAUGGCGAGCAAGAUGCCGUUCUCCCGAAGAAGAGAUCACCAGUGCAUCCGAGGACGGUGCACGGUCAGGAGAGGCCGUAUAAGUAUGUAUGGACUGCCAAUGUAGUGCGGUCAUGGUGUGUUCCUGAGGCCAGCAACCUUGAGAAGCGGGCCUCGGCAGACGUGCAUCCUGUGCGCGUGGCGGGCGCUGACCCGGAAGAUGUGUUCUUUGAAUACAUAUCAGGCGCAGUCCUGGUUCACAUUGCUAACGAGGGAACUUUUCCAAGUUCAAAUUGCGAUGACGAAUACCCUGAUGACGUAGGUGAGCCUUCAGCUGCGUGUACUGAUCCUUCAGCUUCCUCAAGAACACACGAACCACACAUUUGUGACCAUGGCGAGCAAGAUGCCGUUCUCCCGAAGAAGAGAUCACCAGUUUAUCCGCGGAUGGUGCACGGUCAGGAGAGGCCGUAUAAGUAUGUAUGGACUGCCAAUGUAGUGCGGUCAUGGUGUGGUCCUGAGGUCAGCAACCUUGAGAAGCGGGCCUCGGCAGACGUGCAUCCUGUGCGCGUAGCGGACGCUGUCCCGGAAGAUGUGUUCUUUGAACUUAUAUCAGGCGCAGUCCUGGUUCACAUUGCUAACGAGGGCACUUUUCCAAGUUCAAAUUGCGAUGACGAAUACCCCGAUGAGGUUGGUGAGCCUUCAGCUGCGUGUACUGAUCCUUCUGCUUCCUCAAGAAUACACGAACCACAUAUUGGUGACUAUGGCGAGCAAGAUGCCGUCCUCCCGAAGAAGAGAUUACCAGUUUAUCCGAGGACAGUGCACGGUCAGGAGAGGCCGUAUAAGUAUGUAUCAGAAAUCAUAGUGGGUGGUUUCGAUCCCCACCCGCCUUCUAUAAAAGAAAGGCCUCAGUGUGCCACGGGCUCUGUUGCUGCUCGGACGUUGACAAGAAAGGUGGUUGGUGUCGACGCCGCAUACUGUCGAAAGAGAAAAACUACACGUUUGCAAGAUCGCUACAUCGUCAACUGUGCAUUACGUAACCGCACCACAACUGCAAGAGAUCUACAAAAUACACUAAGGACGGCUACUGGUGUAGAAAUUUCCGACCAGACGGUAAGAAAUAGGUUGUUGGAAGCCAAUUUGAGAUCACGCCGACCAGUUCGGGCUGUGCGUCUAACAAUUCAACAUAGACAAGCUCGCCGACAGUUCGCGCAAAAUCACGCUAAUUGGCAACUUCGACAUUGGAGGCCAGUGCUUUUUACUGACGAAUCACGAUUCCGUCUAACACGUUGCGAUGGUCGUCUCCGUGUUUACAGACGCCCAGGCGAGCGAUACAGUGCAGCAGCAGUCCAGGAAUAUGACAAAUUUGGAUGUGGUUCUGUGAUAGUUUGGGGCGGAGUUAGUUUAGACGAGCGCACAGAUCUCGUCGUUGUUCCCGGGCGCUUGUGUGCUCAAACUUACAUUGAAAAUGUGCUCGAAGAUCAUGUUUGGCCCGCAGCAUGUAUGUAUGGUAUGGGCCCAGAUUUUCUUUUAAUGCAAGAUAAUGCCAGGCCGCAUACUGCAGCCAUCACGUCAGAUUACUUACGACAGCAGGAAAUCCGUGUAAUGGAGUGGCCUUCCAUUAGCCCUGACCUAAAUCCAAUUGAACACAUUUGGGACUUGCUUGACAGGCGCAUCCGGAAGCGUCCGAUUGCACCUCAAACACUGCAGCAGCUCACUGAAGCGUUGAUUGAAGAAUGGGAGCGAAUUCCACAAGAAGAUAUUCGGAGGAUCAUACGAAGCAUGCCGCGUCGUUGUCAAGCCGUGAUAAGGGCUCAUGGAGGCCACACACGUUACUGA